GAAUAUCUCUGCAUACACGGGACGCCAGAAGGACCGGGUCACACGAGCGGGCUUUACGAGCGAGCAGGAUUCGUAUUCUAUAGUUAGAUCAAUAGAUUCGCGGCGCGCCGCCGAAAAUAAACGCGGAAACCGGGCGACGUGACGCCGCGCCGGGAGGCGGACGUCUCCUUCGACGCUGUACCCGCGAAUGCUCGGGAAUCGCGUCAUGUCGUCCCUCGUGCAGAUAGACGGCAGCUUGGGCGAAGGUGGUGGGCAAGUAUUGAGAGUCGCCCUCAGCUUGAGCACGCUCUACGGCAUUCCCAUCGAAAUCGAGAAUAUACGCGCCGGCAGGCCCAAGCCCGGUCUCGCGGCGCAGCAUUUGAAAGGUUUGGAGCUCGUCAAGGAGAUGUGUAACGCCCAGGUCAGAGGUGGGUACAUAGGAUCGACACGUUUGGAGUACCGGCCCGGUCCGCUGAACAAGGCCAAGAGGACGUUCGUAGCGGACACGCAAACCGCCGGAUGCAUCUGCCUGCUGGCGCAAGUGGCUCUGCCCUGUGCCCUCUUCUUUCCUGCAUGUAACGACGUGAUCACGCUCAUCCUCAAGGGCGGCACGAACGUUCCCAUGGGCCCGCACAUCGAAUACCUGACGGAAGUGUUCAAGCCGACGCUGAACAAAUUCGGGGCGGACUUCGAUUUCGUAGUUGUCAAGAGGGGAUAUUAUCCGAAGGGAGGAGGCGAGGUGCAUCUACGCGUAAAACCGGUCAGCAGCUUGAACGCGGUCACUUUGAUCGAUCCGGGAAUUCCACGGGGAAUAACGGGAUGGUCUUACGUGGCUGGAUCGGUUCACAUGAAUGAGGCGCAUACAAUGGCCAGCGAUGCCAAAGCAAUUUUAACGAAUAAAUUAUUGAGGAGCAACAUUCGAGUACCGCCAAUCACGAUCGAGGCCUACAGGGAAGACAGAGCGAUGGCUGUUGGAAACGGCUCUGGUAUCAACAUAGUGUGUAACACCAGCACCGGAUGCGUUCUCGGCGGCUCCGGCUUAGGCUCCGGCCGGCACGAGGGACCGUUGCCAGGCGACACAGCGGCUAACGAGAUUUUGAAACCGCUCCUAGCGGGGGCGUGUGUCGACGAGCACACACAGGAUCAGAUGAUAAUUUUAAUGGCGCUGGCGAAAGGCACCUCGAAGAUCAAAGUCGGGGACAAGAAGCUCACCUGUCACACGGAGACUGCCAUGCAGAUCGCGGAGAUAAUGUUAGGCAAACGCGGACUUCGCUUCAACCUGUCGAGGAACGCCGAAGACGGCGACACCUCGUCCUACAUCUUGGAGUGCCAGGGAUGCGGACUGAUUAACGAAGAUCCGGUUAAACAAUGACCAUAUGACGCUUUAUAAUUUAACGCGUUGCGCUAAAUUAAACAAUCUCGACGCGAGUCAAUCACGUCGGCGAUCGAUCGGCGUUUACAAAUAAAUUGCAAAACAUCAACAUCGUUAACAUUCACACACAUACUUUCGUAAACUUUCCAAGGGUACGUCUAGAAUUUUACAAGAGAAUGUUCGCGAAGUCGUUUAAGUAACAGUUCAUUAACAAGCGCCAUUAUAUGUACAAUGUGGCACGGUUUUCUGUGUGCUAAAUCAUGAUUAUGUCUUUUACGUACUGCAUUCUAAAAAUCAAUGCAAAACUUCAAGCAGAAAGUCUCUCGCGUCUCUAAACAAAGUAAAUACAGAUUUGCCUCACAUAGAAAACCUUAACAUCCUUAUUUGUUAAUUACAUGUACACGCUACUAUACGUACGAGAUAAUGUGACAUGUGCACCGAAAGUGCGUUUUGAUUUCGAAAUGAACCAUUUGCACGUA
Messenger RNA from Wasmannia auropunctata (little fire ant), 1830 nucleotides. It is a transcript of the gene Rtca, whose product is annotated as RNA 3'-terminal phosphate cyclase. Gene Ontology annotation, molecular function: RNA-3'-phosphate cyclase activity. Gene Ontology annotation, biological process: RNA processing. The record is from RefSeq and is a predicted model, not a curated record. Lineage: Eukaryota; Metazoa; Arthropoda; Insecta; Hymenoptera; Formicidae. The coding region runs from base 188 to 1351 and encodes 387 amino acids. The transcript has 8 exons. Gene Ontology annotation, cellular component: nucleus.